Molecule: messenger RNA, 3616 nt
Organism: Astyanax mexicanus (Mexican tetra)
Lineage: Eukaryota; Metazoa; Chordata; Actinopteri; Characiformes; Acestrorhamphidae
Product: cytochrome P450 2J2
Exons: 9
Coding region: 90-1619 (509 amino acids)
Biological process (GO): xenobiotic metabolic process
Cellular component (GO): intracellular membrane-bounded organelle; cytoplasm
Molecular function (GO): heme binding; oxidoreductase activity, acting on paired donors, with incorporation or reduction of molecular oxygen, reduced flavin or flavoprotein as one donor, and incorporation of one atom of oxygen; iron ion binding
Source: RefSeq, a predicted model, not a curated record
AGAGAGAGAGAGAGAGAGAGAGAGAGAGAGAGAGACAGACACUGAAAGAACUGAGGAAACUGCAUAAAUAGGAUCUGAAUCUUUGAAUAAUGGCCGUUGUGGAUAUUCUUGUGUCGUUCCCCACAGCAUGGAUAGACACAAAGAUAUUACUCUUGUCUUUUAUUGUUUUUCUCUUGAUCUUUGACCAGCUUAAAAAUCGAAAGCCAAAAAAUUUCCCUCCAGGACCCACACCUUUACCAUUAUUUGGCAAUUUCUUCAAUCUGGACCAUAAACAACUCCACAUUCACUUGACCAAGAUGUCCAGAAAAUAUGGCAGAAUCUACAGCUUGCAGCUGGGGGGAACACAUUUUGUUGUGGUAAACUCAUACUCAUUGGUAAAGGAAGCUCUUGUUGAUCAAGCAGAGACCUUCGCUGAUCGUCCACCCAAUGCUGUAUUCCAUAAAAUCAACAAAUGCCAAGGUAUAGCCUUUAAUAAUGGCUACAGCUGGAAGCAGCAAAGGCGUUUUACUCUCAGCACUUUGAAAAGCUUCGGUAUUGGAAAAAGGAACCUGGAGUCCAGUAUCACACAGGAGUUUGACUUUCUUCACCAAGCCAUCAUCAACAUGAAAGGAGAAUCUUUCAACCCUCAUUUUUUUAUCAACAAUGCGGUCUCAAACAUCAUCUGUUCCUUGGUGUUUGGCAGAAGGUUUGAAUAUACAGACAAAAAGUUCCUUACUAUGCUUAGUCUGAUCUCAAGAGCCAUUCAACUGGAAGGGUCUGUUUGGGCGCAGCUUUACAAUGCUUUCCCUCACUUUAUGGGCCUCAUGCCAGGACCCCAUCAGGAAAUGUUCUCAAAUUUCAAACAAGUGGAAGUCUUUCUGAAUGAAGAGAUUGAAAAGCAUCGAGCAGAAUGGGACCCUUCAUCACCUAGAGAUUAUAUAGACUGCUAUUUGAGUGAGAUUGAGAAGAGGAGAGAUGAUGAGGAGGCCGGGUUUAAUACUGAGGGUCUGUGCUACUCUGUGCUGGAUCUGUUUGUGGCAGGGACUGAAACUACCUCCACCACUUUACUGUGGGCCUUCGUAUUCAUGAUGAAAUACCCUGAAAUACAAGAAAAGGUGCAAGCUGAAAUAGAUAGAGUGAUAGGACACUCACGCCGACCCAGUAUGGCCGACCGACCCAACAUGCCCUACACCGAUGCAGUCAUUCAUGAGGUCCAGAGACGGGGCAACAUUGUACCUUUAAAUGUUCCGAGGAUGAGCACUAAGGAAACAACACUGGGGGGAUAUUCUAUACCUAAAGGCACACAGAUCAUUCCUAACCUGACCUCAGUGCUGUUUGAUGAGACCCAGUGGAAGUCUCCUCAUUCAUUUGACCCUCAGAACUUUCUCAAUAAUCAAGGAGAGUUCAUUAGACCCGAUGCCUUUAUCCCCUUCUCAGCAGGUAAAAGACUUUGCCUGGGUGAGUCACUUGCUCGCAUGGAGCUGUUUAUUUUUUUCACCUCUCUCCUACAAGCCUUCACUUUCUCCCCUCCAGCUGGAUCCAAAUCUACUUUGGACUUUGAAUUUAGUGUUACACUCAAUCCUAAACCUUUUAAAAUGAAUGCAAUUCCCCGAAUUGAGUCAGUUUCUCAAAAAGGCUAAAGACCCACUGCUUAAAAAAGACUUAAAAGAAAAAAGACUGUCUUAAGUUAAUCUUCCUACAAAACAUGUCAUAUAAAUCGUAUGGGUGUUGUUGUUUUUAUAUGAUGCUGCUCUUUACCAAUUGAAAAUCAACCAUAAUGUUCAAUAACAAAAUGGCCUGGAAUUUUUUUUAAACAUGGCAAUGAUUUUUCACAGUUUGUGAAUAUGUUUAUAUUUUCUAAAAUAUGGUGUAUUGAAAUGAUCAACUCAUUAUUAAAUAGUGCUUUAUUUGGGUAAUGUUUUUUUCUGAUUCAGAAACCUUGGAUGUGCUAUAAACAUGUUUUACAAUCUGUGUAUCCGAUGUGUGUCAGAUGCAUCAGUGUUAGGUGUGUGGUUGGGUGUUAGGUAGGGGAUAGAUGCAGGAUGGCAAUUAAUGGUAAGUAGCUGUCCUGGAGGGAAGACCAGUGAUGAAGGAAUAAUUAGGCUGCAAGAUCCAUCAAUUCACCUUUGUUAUCUCCUUACUCAACUGUUCUCAGACUUUUUUGGGAACUCAAUUUAUGUUUUGCUUCUUGUAACCCUUUAUUCCAGGGGUGUCCAAACUACGGCCCGCGGGCCAUUUGCAUUUUUUUGGCCAGCGAGGUUUUUUAGAAUUAGAAUGAAAGUUGGCCCGCUGUUAAGCAGGUUUUUAUAAGAGGGUGCGCAUUACUAGCGCUGAAAAACGGGGCAAAAGAGUCUAAAAGCGAAGAGGGUGCGCAUUUCUAACGCAGAAAAACAGGGCAAAGAGUCUAAAAGUGGAGAGAGUGCACAUUUCUAGAUAGAUAGAUAGAUAGAUAGAUAGAUACUUUAUUUAUCCCGAAGGAAAUUUAGGCAAAGCACAGAAAAACGGGGCAAAAGAGUCUAAAAGCGGAGAGGGUGCGCAUUUUUAGCGCAGAAAAUCGGGCCAAAAAGACUAAAAGCGGAGAGGGUGCGCAUUUCUAGCGCAGACAAAACGGGGCAAAAGACUCUAAAAGCGAAGAGGGUGCGCAUUUCUAGCGCAUUUCUAGCGCAGACAGGGUGCGCAUUUCUAGCGCAGACAAAACGGGGCAAAAGACUCUAAAAGCGAAGAGGGUGCGCAUUUCUAGCGCAUUUCUAGCGCAGACAGGGUGCGCAUUUCUAGCGCAGACAAAACGGGGCAAAAGACUCUAAAAGCGAAGAGGGUGCGCAUUUCUAGCGCAUUUCUAGCGCAGACAGGGUGCGCAUUUCUAGCGCAGACAAAACGGGGCAAAAGACUCUAAAAGCGAAGAGGGUGCGCAUUUCUAGCGCAGAAAAAUGGGGCAAAGAGUCUAAAAGCGGAGAGGGUGCGCAUUUCUAGCGCAGAAAAACAGAGUCUAAAAGUUGCCAUAAUUAAGGAGUUUAAUAUUAAGAGACAACAUGAAAUUAAGCUUAGUUUACACAACACUGUCAAAAAUAAAGAUAGUAAGUCAAGUAAAAUGGUGUGUAAAUGAAAUAAUCAGGAAUAAAGUAUUAUUUAAAGUGGUAUAUUUCAUUAUUUGUUUUAUUAUGGAGUGUGGCCUGUGACUUCAAAUAUAUUUCUCCUUCUGGCCCCCAACAAAAAAGGUUUGGGCACCCCUGCUCUAUUCCACAUACCAGAUGUAGUGUCACUGUUAAAACUACAAGAUCCCUGAAGAAGCUAGUUUGAAACUGUGGAGGAACCUUCCUAGGGCGCUUUAGGGAAUCUUCAGAAAACAUUUUCUUCUAAACUUUUCUUAUAGGUUCCUCAAUGCACCUUAAUAGGUUAAUCCACAGAAGCCCACAAGUUUCUCAAGGAAUCUGUACUUUUAACAGCAUGAACUGAGCAUAUGCUACAACUUAUGCUGCUGUUCAGACCUGAUUUAGAUUAUCAGUUCAUCCCAUUUCUGUACAAUUUAACAUAAAUGUGACUUAUGUGUCUUAUGUUAAACAUUUAAUGUAAACAGUGUACUGACUUUGAAUGUUUGAAACUGCAUAAACUGUAACAAUAAAAUACUAUUCCAAUUAUA